AUGUGGAAGUACAACCGGCGUUACUCUCAGUCUAGCUGCUCAGAGGGAAUGUACUACUUCUCCAGGAACAUUCCCCAUCCUAGGAUGGUCUGUCACAUACCAGGAUUAAACAAUGCUCCGGUCUGUGUUGUAAGAAGUAGCUUUUCAGGAGAACACCCAUCUGCUGGCAACACAGUCAUCCAUGGGCAAGAAGCUGAUCCAGAACAGGUGCUACCUGGGAAUGCCACAAGCAACACAUCUGCCAACUGCUACCUUCCAAAGCCCCAGCAUUUCAUGCAGAGGGAGCUAGGCACUCCACAGUCCGUGACACGAGGACGUGCAGAUGUUCCUGAAAGGAUUCAAAAUAACCCUGCUUCAUCUGAAAAGCUUUGGAAAAAACAAUUCCAAGCCUCUGCACAACCUGCAAAUAGACAGGGAAUCCACACCGCACCUCUCACCCAGCCUUCCUCUCCAUUUGUCAACUUGGAUUACGAUACUCGCAUCCAGGAGAACGUGAAUUCUGAUCUGAGCUACCUGGAUCAGGAAAUAAAG
This is a messenger RNA of Pelecanus crispus (Dalmatian pelican), 531 nucleotides long. The record is from RefSeq and is a predicted model, not a curated record. Lineage: Eukaryota; Metazoa; Chordata; Aves; Pelecaniformes; Pelecanidae.